CCGCGAUCAGAGCGGUACGUUCCGAUAUGGAACCCAGUCACGCAUUGUCUUAACUACCCUUGGUUCAUGACGGACGACGACGUGGGCGAUAUUGAACGGGUUCCCGCUGACGUGUGGGUAUACCGCUACAACAACAAAGAGCUGUUCGGCCGCUCGCGAAACACCAGCAGCAGGACGCCCGCCCCAGAGCCAGAUGACGACGACGGCGUCCACGGCACGGGCGGCGCGGAGGCGGCCGACAUGGCGGGCAGCGCAGCAGAGCAGGCGGCAAGCGACGACGACGACGCCAGCAUCAUCAUGUCCCCAGACAGCGCCGCAGAUCCAGCGGCCGUCGUCGCGGCCAUCGUCGGCGACACGGCGACGGGCAGCGCCGACCACGACGGCGCGGGCGGCGCGGAGGCGGCCGGCGACAACCCCUGAGUGGAGGCCGACGUCGACGACGAGGACAACGCCAGCAGCAGUAGCAGCGACGAGGGCAAUAAGCUUCUGACUCUGCCCAAGCGUCUGCGGCGGGAGUAGGCGGCAAGCCCGAGGAGGUAGUAAUUAUCAUACUGGUGAGCAUGCUCACUGCGCAGCAGUCAUUGCCAUAUAAUAUAGUUCGUUGCCAUGCCACCUCCAGGCUCCAAGGGCUUCCCC
This is a messenger RNA of Prorocentrum cordatum, 636 nucleotides long. The record is from the annotation of a GenBank genome assembly. NCBI's taxonomy places the organism in Eukaryota, Dinophyceae, Prorocentrales, Prorocentraceae.